GUCCAGGUGGGGUCCAGCCGGGAGGGAAUCAUUGCUGCCCUGGGGAGGGGGAGGGGGAGGUGCAGGGACAAGCGCUGCCGUGCCCUGUGUCCCCAUGGGCGUCCUGAGCUGCAUGAAGUACCUGAUGUUCGUCUUCAACGUCCUGGUGUUGGCGGGGGGGACGUGCCUGGUGUCCGUGGGGCUCUGGGUGGCCCUGGACCCGGCUGGUUUCCAGGACAUCGUGGCCACCAAGGCCGUGCUGAGCGCGGGCGCGUACCUGCUGCUGGCCGUGGGCAUCGCCCUGGCGCUGCUGGGCUUCCUGGGCUGCUGCGGGGCGCUGCGCCGGAGCCGCCCGCUGCUGCUGGCCUUCUUCAUCCUGGUGAGCCUGGUCUUCCUCACGCAGCUCGUUGGCGCUGUUCUCUUCCUGGUGCACUGGAAACAGGUCCAGCCGGAGCGAUUCCUGUCCGAGCUGCGUAGGAGCUACCGCGGGGACGAGGGCGCCGAGGUCUUCUCCACCGCCUGGAACACCCUCAUGGUCACGUUCUCGUGUUGUGGCGUUUUAGGCCCUGAAGACUUUGGGAACGGCUCCCGCUUCCAGGAGCUGCACCCGGGGACGCCGUGGCCGCGGGCGUGCUGCGCCAGGGCCGGGCUGCUGCAGGCGGGCGAGCUGCGCGGCUGGGAGCAGUGCCGGGAGCGCAGCCCCGGCUACAUCCACGAGCAGGGCUGCUUCUCCAGCUUCGGCAGGACCCUGCAGAGCUACAUCUCCAUCCCGGGGACCUGCAGCUUGGCCGUGCUGGGCAUUGAGAUCUUCGCCAUGUUCUUCGCCUUCUGCCUUUAUUACAACUUCGACUGAGCAGGACGAAGCGCAGCGGAGCCAACGAGGGCUUUGGGAACGGCGGCAAACAGCGUUGCUGAGGUUCUGCUCUUGGUUUGUUCUGAGGGAGGGAGGUGAAAUAGAAACGGAAGCACUUGGUGCUGUUGCCAUUUCUCUGAGCGAAAGCAGGAGAUCAGAAGCUGAACCAGUACUUCCAAUUUUGCUUUUAUUUGGAACAUUCUGAAAAGUCCACACAACAAAAGAGAAAAAAUAUACAUUAAAGCUUUAUAUUCUAUAUGUAUAAUGGAACUUUUAAGAAAAAAAACCCUAGGAAAUAGAAAACCAAAGCCAGCUACAUAUGAGUUAAAAUAAUUAGAUAUACCUGUGUAAAGAGAAAAGGACAGUGAAAGCAAAGGCGACAGCCACAAGAACCAAAACCGCUCAGGACUCCAGGCGAGAUUUCUUCUCCUCCUUGCCGACGCUGCUCCCUUUUCUUUUCUGCGUGUUAGAUGCACCGCUGGUACUUGUUUCUUUUUGGUUUAUUUUCUCUUCCAAAGGCUUGCAAGCCUGUGAUCACACAAAUAAAAGUAACACCUGUGAAUAA
Molecule: messenger RNA, 1397 nt
Organism: Columba livia (rock pigeon)
Lineage: Eukaryota; Metazoa; Chordata; Aves; Columbiformes; Columbidae
Product: tetraspanin-18
Exons: 7
Coding region: 95-832 (245 amino acids)
Cellular component (GO): plasma membrane
Source: RefSeq, a predicted model, not a curated record